AUGUCGUCCGGAGCACCGCGCCGCGUUGGCGCACGUCACCACAAACUCCGUGCGCCACGUACACAUGGCCUUUCCGUGUCUGUGGAUGAAAUGUGGUCGCGUCUAUCAUCGGCCAUCGCACAGAUUCAACACCACAACAUAUCCAAGCUGAGCUAUGAGGAACAUUAUCGCUAUGCAUACAACUUGAUUCUCAAUCAACAGGGUGACAUGCUUUAUGGAGGCGUACGUCGUCAGGUACAUGAACAUCUCGUACACCAGAGUGAUCAGCGGCUCGUGCCGCUAUUUCUAUUGUCUACCGAAGAUGCUGUUGCUGUGACUGAAGCGCUCUCGAGCAAAGGAAAGCGUCGUGAGGAUGCGGCACGAGAGGAAGCACGCGUAUUUGCAUGGCUUCCUGGCCAAGCUGACGAGCUCUUGCCCUCUAUUCCGGCAGGUGAGCGCUUCCUUGGCGCUGUCACCGACGUGUGGGAGGACCAUUGCUCGUGCAUGAGCAAAAUUCGCGAUGUACUCAAGUAUGUUGAUCGCGUGUAUGUCCCCAACCAUCAUCGUGCUCCGAUCUGGGACCUGGGUCUUGAGCUAUUUCGUGACUCGGUCGUGCGGUCAGCGCGCGUGCCAUGUCGUGCGAACUUGAUCGUUGCCAUGCUUCGUCAGGUGUACUGUGAGCGCGAGGGCGCAACGGUAGAGCGACGGACGAUGAAGGCCGCUGCCGAUAUGCUGCUUUCUCUGUCGCAUGAUGCCCAUUCUAGCGUGUACGCACAGGACUUUGAACCUGUCUUCCUUGCAACGACGUCGCAGUACUAUGCGGCAGAAGCUGCACGGCUCCUGAGCGUUCAGCAGGCUACAUACUAUCUGCAGGCUGUGGAGCGGCGCUUUGCCGACGAGCGUGUGCGGGUCGAAGCAUGUUUCAGCCCCGCGACUCUUGCGCCUCUGAAGGAUCUUGUUGAACGACAUCUGUUAUCAGAGCAAUUAGAUGCCAUCCUGGACAUGGAAGACGGUGGUCUUGUGUCGUUGUUGGAUGCAGAUGCACGUGCCGAUAUUGAACGCAUGUACCGCUUGUUCCGUCUCGUGCCACCUGGUCUGGAUGCGUUGAACAAGGUGCUUCGAAUGUAUGUGACGAACCGAGGCAAGACGAUCAACGAGACAACGCUGGCCGGUCAGGAUGGCGCACCAAGUGCUGAGGUUGCGCUGUCGUGGGUAAAUCAAGUGCUUGAUGCCAAGAACCGGCUCGAUGGCAUUCUUCAUACGAGUUUCCACAGCGACAAGAGCUGUGAGGCUGCUAUUAACGAGGCGAUGGACGCCUUUAUCAACAUGAACGUGCGUGCGCCCGAAUACAUCUCGUUGUUCAUCGAUGAGCACCUGCGCAAAGGCACGCGUGCAGCCGAUGAUACCACACUCGAGCAGAUGCUCGAUAAAACCAUCACUAUCUUCAGGUACAUCCACGAAAAGGACGUGUUUGAGCGCUACUAUAAAAUGCACCUGACCCGGCGUCUUUUGCACAACCGCAGCGUGUCUGAUGACGCUGAGCGCAGCAUGAUUGCUAAGCUGAAAGUCGAGUGUGGACAUGGCUAUGUGCAGAAGCUGCAGGGCAUGCUGAAUGACAUGAAGCUAAGUGAGGAGGUCCUGGCCGCUUUCCACCGUGCGCAGGAGCGCGAGCAGCGGCAACUUCCUUUGCAAAUGAACGUGCAUGUACUUACAGCGACGUACUGGCCCAUUUCGUCACCAACAGAGCCAUGCACGCUGCCUCCUGCCUUGUUGGAGGCGUGUGAGUCGUUUGAAAAAUUUUACGGCACGAGGCAUCGUGGCCGCGUCUUGACAUGGCAGCCGACGCUGGGGACUGCGGAGGUGCGUGUGCGCUUCAAAACACGCACGCAUGAGCUGGUCGUCUCGACGUACGCGCUCAUGGUGCUUCUGCUUUUUGAGCACAGCGAUACUCUUUCAUACCGAGACAUUCGUGCAGCUACACGAAUGCCCGAUGUCGACCUACAGCGCACAUUGCAGAGUCUAGCUUGUGCGAAGUACAAGGUGCUUCAGAAAGAACCCAAGGGUCGCGAUGUGCAUGAAACUGACUUGUUCUCGUUCCAUGCAGACUUUACUUGUCCACUAGCGCGCGUGAAGAUCGCUCAGAUCGCGGCGAAAGUGGAAUCGCCUCAAGAGCGCAAGGAAACCACCGCUAAAGUCGAGGAAGAACGCAAGAACCAAGUUGAGGCCUGUAUUGUACGGAUUAUGAAAAGUCGGAAAACGCUGGCACACAACGACCUCGUUCACGAGGUCGUGCACCAGCUUCUGCCGCGUUUUCAGCCGUCGCCCGCGCUGAUCAAGAAACGCAUUGAAUCACUUUUAGAUCGAGGUUCGUACAUGCGGCUCUCUCUCCAUGAAGCCUUUAUCCGAUUCGCUUGCAUACUGACACGCACACACACGCCAGAAUAUAUCGAGCGAACCGAAGCGCGUCAUGUAUAUCAAUAUGUAGCUUAA
This is a messenger RNA of Malassezia globosa CBS 7966, 2469 nucleotides long. RefSeq lists its product as uncharacterized. The record is from RefSeq and is a predicted model, not a curated record. NCBI's taxonomy places the organism in Eukaryota, Fungi, Basidiomycota, Malasseziomycetes, Malasseziales, Malasseziaceae. Bases 1 to 2469 code for a protein of 822 amino acids. Gene Ontology annotation, biological process: protein ubiquitination; ubiquitin-dependent protein catabolic process; DNA damage response. Gene Ontology annotation, molecular function: ubiquitin protein ligase binding. The transcript is spliced from 4 exons. Gene Ontology annotation, cellular component: Cul4-RING E3 ubiquitin ligase complex.